Lasiosphaeria miniovina is the source of this 1935-nucleotide messenger RNA. Its product is annotated as major facilitator superfamily domain-containing protein. Lineage: Eukaryota; Fungi; Ascomycota; Sordariomycetes; Sordariales; Lasiosphaeriaceae. The transcript has 2 exons. Gene Ontology annotation, molecular function: transmembrane transporter activity. The record is from RefSeq and is a predicted model, not a curated record. Gene Ontology annotation, biological process: transmembrane transport. Gene Ontology annotation, cellular component: plasma membrane. Bases 1 to 1935 code for a protein of 644 amino acids.
AUGACCGUGAAAGCCGGCGAGCCCACCAACCCGCUCAACAAUGGCGAGGACAUCGCUUACCUCUACCUUACGUUCGAGCGGACUUUGCCGCAAGCAAAUACCACCAUCUUACACCAUUCCACUACGGCGGAUGUAGCGCGAGGCAAAGAAGCACAGGCACACGCCCCGCCAGAUCUCUCGCCGUACGAAAACCCAAUGGGCUGGCCCGGCUCGCGCAAGUACCUGAUGCUCUUCUUGUCGUGUAUCGCCACCUUCCUGACCGCCUACACGUCGGGCUCAUACUCGCCGCCGCUGCACCUGAUGGAGACAGACCUGGGCGUGACCUCGGAUGUUGCAGUCUUGGCGGGGAUUACGACAUUCUGUGCCGGCUUCGCCUUUGCCCCCAUGGUGCUGGCGCCCCUGUCCGAGAUGAACGGGAGGUACCCGCUGUUUGUGGCGGCGGGGACCGUGUACGUCAUAUUUCAGGCCGUGUGCGGCGUCGUGCGUACCCUGGCCGGCAUGCUGGUGGCUCGGUUCCUCGUUGGCGUGGGCGCCUCCGUCUUCAGUACCAUGGUGGGUGGCGUCAUCGCCGACAUGUGGGACAAGGAAGGCCGCAACACUCCCAUGGCCCUUUUUAGCGGCUCCGUCCUGGUCGGCACUGGCGCGGGGCCCCUUGUGGCCGCCGUUAUGGCACACCGACUGGGCGAAGGCCGCCAUGCCGGCGAACACCUGGGCAAUGCCACCCCCUGGAAGUGGGUGUUUUGGCACCAGGUCAUCGCCGGCGCCGUGGUUAUGCUGGCGCUCGUCGUCCUGUUCCGCGAGAGCCGCGGGUCUGUCCUCUUGUCGAGGAAGGCGAGGGCCUUGAACAAGUGGUACGAGCAGCUGGAGGCUGAGGGAUUCUAUGGCAUCUGGCUGAAGCCGGAGCCUGGUGAAUCGUUGACAGCUCUCACGGAACAGGCCGUCUCCCCUUCUCUUUCUCAAGUGGUCUUGGAGGUAGCACCUGCGACAUGGCCGCUCCGCCGUAUCCGCUGGCUUGUCAAGGAAGACGAGGAACGCUCCUCGGUCACCAAGAUGAUCACUAUCUCGGUCUACCGGCCCUUCCUGCUUCUGUGCACCGAGUCGGUCAUUUUCUUCUUCUCCCUGUGGGUGGCCUUUGCCUGGGGCGUGCUGUACUUGACGUUUGCGUCGAUUCCCAUCACAUUCCAGCGCCAGUACAACUGGAGCAUCGAGCAAGCAGGCUAUGUGUUCACUGCCAUGAUGGUUGGCGCUGUCCUCGCGACAGUCAUUGGAAUCUGGCAAGAAAAAAUUCUGCAUCACCCCUAUUGGGCCGCGCAGCCGCCGUCUUCCGUCUCUGACCUCGGUGGCACGGGUGCGACGUCCGCCGCCACCACUUCGGAUAGCUCUGACGGCGAGGCGCCUCCUCCCGCCGGCUUCAAACAUCCUCGCAGCGGCACUGACGAAGAGGCACGCGGCGGCCCCUUUUGGCACUUCAUCCGCCAGCGCUUCCCCGCCGACGCGCCCGAGUCGCGCCUCUACUUCACGCUCGUCACGAGCACGUUUCUGCCCGCGGGGCUGUUCGUGUUCGGCUUCACCGCGCGCCCGGACACGCACUGGAUCGCCCCGUCCAUCGGCAUCGCUCUGGCCACCAUGGGCAUCCUCAGCAUCUACCUCGCCGUCUUCAACUACUUUGCCGACACGUACGGCAAGUUCGCCUCGUCGGCGCUUGCCGCCCAGUCCUUUUGCCGCAAUAUCCUUGGGGGCGUGUUCCCGCUGGUCACCGGCGUGCUCUUCCGCAACCUGGGCGAGGCGCGCGCCGGCGGCUUGCUGGGCGCCAUUGCCACGGCGCUGACGGCCGUGCCGUGGGUGCUGGUCUUCUUUGGCGAGAGGAUCAGGGCGCGCAGCCCGUUUGCUUGUGUGAGUCCUUCCUUUGAGUUCCUUCCUUUGUCUUGCUUUUGA